This is a messenger RNA of Etheostoma cragini (Arkansas darter), 570 nucleotides long. RefSeq names its product SDE2 telomere maintenance homolog (S. pombe) (gene sde2). Bases 84 to 509 code for a protein of 141 amino acids. The transcript has 3 exons. Gene Ontology annotation, cellular component: nucleus. The record is from RefSeq and is a predicted model, not a curated record. Lineage: Eukaryota; Metazoa; Chordata; Actinopteri; Perciformes; Percidae.
GCGUGACUAACUCUUCUUCUUCUUCUCCUCCUCCUGCAGGAUGGCGGCGUGACUAACUCUUCUUCUUCUUCUCCUCCUGCAGGAUGGCGGCGUGGCUGAAGAAGCAGACGGAGCGCGAGGCGGAGAAGGAGCAGCGGCGGCUGGAGCGGCUGCAGAGGAAGCUGGCCGAGCCGCGGCACCAGUUCACCGACACCGGGUACCAGCAGCAGUGCCACGAGCUGUCGGAGCGGCUGGAGGACUCGGUCAUCAGAGGUCUGCAGGCGUCCUCCAGCAGUCAGGUGAAGGUGGACGACGUCUCGCCCCCAAAGAGACCGAGCUGCUCUCACAGCGAGCAGCCAAAACCAAAGAAGAAGAAGAAGGCAGCCGCUGCGUGUUACUGGACGGGCGUGGGGGACAUGCUGAGCUCAGAGGACGAAGAAGACGAAGACGAGUCCACGUCCUCCUCCUCAAGCUGUGGAGCUGUUACCGUGACGACCCGCACAGAGGAGGCGGGGCCGAGCAGCAGGUAGAGUCCAGAUCCUCGUUACACACUCGUACCAAGACCCUCAGCAGGUAGGGUCCAGAUCCUCG